Molecule: messenger RNA, 3855 nt
Organism: Galeopterus variegatus (Sunda flying lemur)
Lineage: Eukaryota; Metazoa; Chordata; Mammalia; Dermoptera; Cynocephalidae
Gene: ARHGEF6
Product: Rac/Cdc42 guanine nucleotide exchange factor (GEF) 6
Exons: 16
Coding region: 233-1591 (452 amino acids)
Biological process (GO): intracellular signal transduction
Molecular function (GO): guanyl-nucleotide exchange factor activity
Source: RefSeq, a predicted model, not a curated record
ACAGAACAUCCUGGACACUGAGAAGGAGUAUGCUAAAGAACUUCAGUCUCUCCUUGUUACUUACUUAAGACCCCUGCAGUCCAAUAACAAUCUGAGUACUGUGGAGUUUACAUCUUUACUGGGAAACUUCGAGGACGUAUGCACGUUUCAACAAACACUCUGCCAAGCCUUGGAAGAAUGUUCAAAGUUUCCAGAAAACCAACACAGAGUAGGAGGUUGUCUACUGAGUCUCAUGCCUCAUUUUAAAUCUAUGUAUCUGGCUUACUGUGCAAACCAUCCUUCGGCUGUAAACGUGCUCACCCAGCACAGUGAUGAUCUAGAACAAUUUAUGGAAAAUCAAGGUGCAUCCAGCCCAGGUAUCCUCAUUUUAACAACAAGCCUCAGCAAACCAUUCAUGCGACUGGAAAAGUAUGUCACUCUCUUGCAAGAGUUGGAACGGCAUAUGGAGGAUACUCAUCCAGAUCAUCAGGAUAUUCUGAAAGCAAUCAUAGCAUUCAAAGCUCUCAUGGGGCAGUGCCAAGAUCUGAGAAAGAGAAAGCAGCUGGAGUUGCAGAUACUUUCUGAACCUAUUCAGGCAUGGGAAGGGGAGGAUAUUAAAACCUUGGGAAAUGUGAUUUUUAUGUCACAAGUCAUGCUGCAGUAUGGAACAUGUGAGGAAAAAGAGGAGCGGUACCUUAUGUUAUUUUCAAAUGUCUUGGUAAUGCUAUCUGCAAGUCCUCGGAUGAGUGGCUUUAUCUACCAGGGAAAAAUACCAAUAGCAGGAAUGGUGGUGACUAGAUUAGAUGAAAUUGAAGGGAAUGACUGCACAUUUGAAAUCACAGGUAGCAUGGUAGAGAGGAUCGUGGUCCAUUGCAACAACAACCAGGACUUCCAGGAGUGGUUGGAGCAGCUGAGCAGACUGAUCAGAGGACCUGCCUCUUGCAGUUCAUUAUCCAAAACAUCGUCGUCAUGCAGUGCUCAUUCUUCUUUUAGCUCUACUGGACAGCCCCGAGGACCCUUGGAGCCUCCUCAAAUUAUAAAACCGUGGAGCUUAAGUUGUCUACGACCUGCACCUCCACUUAGACCAUCAGCAGCACUAGGUUAUAAAGAGAGGAUGUCUUAUAUCUUAAAGGAAUCUAGUAAAAGCCCCAAAACGAUGAAGAAAUUUCUUCAUAAAAGAAAGACCGAGAGAAAACCAUCAGAGGAGGAGUAUGUGAUUAGGAAAAGUACAGCUGCUCUGGAAGAGGAUGCUCAGAUUCUUAAAGUGAUCGAAGCCUAUUGCACCAGUGCAAAUUUUCAACAAGGUCAUGGCUCAAGUACUCGCAAAGAUUCUGUUCCACAAGUCUUACUCCCUGAGGAAGAGAAACUCAUCAUCGAAGAAACCAGAAGCAAUGGCCAGACCAUCAUCGAAGAAAAGAGCCUCGUCGAUACUGUUUAUGCCUUGAAGGAUGAAGUUAAAGAACUGAAGCAGGAGAAUAAAAGAAUGAAGCAAUGCCUAGAAGAAGAAUUGAAGUCAAGAAGGGACCUAGAAAAGCUGGUUCGACGGCUGUUGAAGCAGACAGAUGAGUGUAUUCGAGCUGAAUCCAGUAGCAAGACCUCGAUUCUUCCAUAACUGUCACUGUGCAGCUGGGCAGAGUGUACCUGCAGGGCAUCUUGUAAUGUCCUGCUGAAUGAUUUGACUCAGUUUGCUCACUUCUUUGGCUUUUAUUUUGUGUUUGAGUCUCUCUCUUUCUCUUUCUCUUUGUGUGCGUGUUUGCCUGGGUAUUUGUUGUUGUUUGGUUAUUGAUUGGUUGUUUGUUUUCAACAGGAGAAAAAAGCAGGAGGUAGUGGUGGAAGUGCCCCCAGAGUCUUUUCCAUUCAAUAAGAAAAGGAAAGGUGAUGCAGGAAAAUGACUUACAGGGUCUUGAGAUGGCCUCCAAUUCACAGUGCCUCUGCAACAGCCAUUGCCCUCGGGUCACGUUCUUUGGGCUGGCUGCUGUCGCAAAGCAGCUGGCCAUGGCUUAUUACGUGUGAAUCCAACUUUUCCCACAGUGCUCUCCUGUACCUGCAAGCCCCUCAGAACCUAAUUCACUGAAGCAGAGCUUCCUGAGCUAUGACUAGAGUAGGAGGAAAGACUAACACAUUUGCCCUGAUGCAGCUGCCCUUCUCUAGACUGUCAAGAACCACCUCUCAAUCAUGCCUUUUUAAAAUUACUACCCAAUGUUGCCUGUAAGAUGAAGAAGACUGUAUUACCUUACUCCUUUGUGUAGGCAUACAUUUUAACUCAGUGAGGCAGAAGCUCUGGUCAUCCAGGCCAACCCCACAUCCAUCAGCGAAUUGCAUUGGCCAGUCCUCCCCUUCAGCAGAGUUGGCCGUCUCUUCCCAAUGCAUGACAGCUUUUUCCCCUAGCCUCUGCCUCGGUGUAAGUUUUCUAUUUCCCCAGUGCUUUUAGCCAACCAUACCGAGCAGUGUGUAAACUAGUAUGUAUGUCCUUUGCUUACUUUUUAAAAAAUGUAGUUAGACUGUGAGCAGUUACUUUAUCUACAUUGCAUAUCUAAACUGCAACCUUUCAUCCUCAAAAACAGUGUGCAUUGAGGAGAUAUGGUGUCCUGGUAGACAGCUUUCAUUCACUUUAUUGCUCUCUAUAUAUGCUGUGAGAAGUUGUAAUAUUCAUCAUCCUGUCUGAGUAGAACUCUAAGUAUUAUUUGCAAAAAUGUGCUGUUUGUCCAGUUUGUAUUUCCAGAAUGAAAGGCCCCCUCUAAUAGCUGUUAUUAGUGAAGCUGAUUACUUGGAACUGGUUUACUCAAGCUGCUCAUUGAAUCAAACCAUCAACUUUGUAAGUAUCCCAGAAAUUAGAACUGUGAGAAACUAGGUGUAGGACAGAGUCAUAGAAGAACAGUGCACAUCCAAAUUCAGCAAAUUGGAAGUCAGCCCAAGGCUGUAGGACAGAACUGUGCAACCUGCCCCUUCCUUCCCCAAAGAGAGGGGAAGUUCAGCUGGGUGGAGAAGGUCACCAGAAAGACUAGCAAGGGGCCAAUGGACUAAUCAAAGUUGUCUUCCAGAUACAUUUGAUGGGUCUCUGUAAAUGUGGGUUUUGCAAAUGUUCUUUAGAAACCAAACUUGAAACUUGAACCCAAUAGCUUGCUGAGGAGCCUUUUUUAUUUCUGGUACGGUGGGUCUCAAGGUUCCAUAGCUACAUGGUACAGGACUGUUGUCUGCUAGCUGCACAGCAGAAAUUACACCAUCCACAGGAAAUGGACCAAUUCCUGCAGUUCAACAUCAACCAACCACACACCACCAUCUUUGGAAGCUGAAGAGUAGAUUUCUAAGAAUGGCUGGUGUUCUUUUAAGCACAGCGGUUUAGAUGUGACAUCCUUCACCUAAAAAUUAAAAACAACAAAACCAACACAGAUCUUUGCAUCUGCUCUGUCUAUGGUUAGUCAAUGGCUUGUAAUAAAUGUGCAAAUUAUGUCCCUAGGAAAUGUUUUUGUGAUUACAAAAUACCUUAGUUGAUUGCUAAAAAUAUUGAAAGGUCUUUAUUUUAAAGUGAUAUGUACAUAUGCAUGUUUUUAGGACUUGGCCCUUCUGAGGAGAAGCCCUCCUUGGUACUCUGGGUAAUGAUGUUUGUGCAGAAUGGUGUCCGCUCUUACACACUAAACAGUAAUAUAAAGGAAAUGAAGCCAUGUUAACCUGAGAGCAGUGUCUCCGUAGUUGUGUUGUUUACAAUCCUCUAUAAAUGGUUUCCUGUUACCCUGUAAUGAAACUGCUGCCCUUAGAGGCCUUUCAGUUCCUUUUCUGUCAUGUCCCAAGCUCAAAUUUUCUAACUCGUUUUUAUUUUGAAGACUUUUAAAAUGGACAUUUUCAAUAAAUAAGAAUAAACAGUGCUUUAUAAAAUAA